Talaromyces atroroseus is the source of this 537-nucleotide messenger RNA. RefSeq lists its product as hypothetical. NCBI's taxonomy places the organism in Eukaryota, Fungi, Ascomycota, Eurotiomycetes, Eurotiales, Trichocomaceae. Bases 1 to 537 code for a protein of 178 amino acids. The transcript has a single exon. The record is from RefSeq and is a predicted model, not a curated record.
AUGCCCCUGGACCCAAUUCUGCACGCUCAUAGCUUGUUCCCGUGGGUAGCUCGCUCCUCGCAGCCCCCAUUUCCAUCGCAUCUGCCGGACGGCCCAUGCUAUAACAAGCAUUUUUCGGGUUGGCUGGCCGUGAAACGAGCGCCCGAGGCUGUUCAUACUUCCGCCUUGCUGCCAUCCAAAGCAACCCUGCCAACGCCGGCACCUACAGCAACUGUCGAGCUCUUCGGAUACGUUGUAGCAUUUGAGCACGACGAGGAAGCUCCCGAACUCCCCGUAGAGGUACUAGAACGAGAACUUGAGCUCGUAGCAGUCUGUGUCGCGGUCGUUGAAGCAGUGGUAGUGGUAUAUGCACUUGCGAGACCAAAGGUGAUGUUUGUUGACCCAUGUCGCGUUUUUCCAUUCGAAUCCGACUCCGCUUGUACAGCAGUCGUCCGUCGAGUUGGAGGGCUGGCAGCAAUAGGCUUGGGAGGAACUGCAGAAACGCAGAACUACCUGGUCGUCAUCGCUGACUGUGGCAAUGUCAGUCAAAGUACCUAA